AACUUCAGUCUUCAAUGCGCAUCUUACGGAAAAAUGGUAAAUAAAAAUAAAAAAUGUUUCGAAUUUUAAUUUUAUUUCAUUUAACCGCGUUUUUCUCUCGCUCAAUCAUCUAAGUUUUAUACUGACGAGUGGCGUAUUUUCUGUCUUGUUGUUUAGUCGUUUAACAAGUAUCUGUGUGUAAUCAAUUAUGAGCUAUCGGUAUCUGACCUAACUCAUGAGAUUAAUUGACAAUGGGUGCGGAUGAGGUUUCUAUAACUCUACCAACUGUCGAUAAAAAGGCAACUAUUGUAAAAUGGCGCGUCAAAGAGGGUACUCUUGUCAACAGUACUGCAGUUGUUCUAUUGUAUCAAGAAAACGGAGAAAAAGACCGAAAAAGUUUUCGCACAAAUCAUACAGGGGUUGUCAAGAAAAUAUUAGUGCACGAAGGUCAAGAUGUUUCAGCUGGAGAGCCAAUAUUUGUGUUGGAGUUGGGGUGUAAUCAUAGUACCGUGGUUAGUGAUUUAUGUGCUGAUUGUGGAGCUGACUUAAGAACUGAUAAUGCAUCUAAGCCGACUGCAUCUGUAUCUAUGAUACACAGUGUACCUGAUUUGAAAGUUAGCGAACAGAGCGCGUUGCUGCUAGGUAAAGCUGAUGAAAAACGCCUUUUAUCUGACAGAAAACUUGUACUUCUAGUUGAUUUAGAUCAAACACUUAUUCAUACGACUAAUGAUAACAUUCCAAAUAAUAUAAAAGAUAUACAUCAUUUUCAACUGUAUGGACCUAAUUCGCCAUGGUAUCAUACGAGAUUAAGGCCGGGUACUUAUAAAUUUUUAUCUUCUAUAAGCGAGUUGUAUGAACUUCAUAUAUGUACUUUUGGUGCCCGAAAUUAUGCCCAUACGAUAACACAUAUAUUGGAUCCUGAAGGAAAAUUGUUUUCCCACCGAGUACUGUCACGUGAUGAGUGUUUCAACCCAAAUAGUAAAACUGGUAAUCUGAAGGGAUUAUUUCCAUGUGGUGAUAAUAUGGUAUGCAUUAUUGAUGAUCGAGAAGAUGUUUGGGAGUAUGCAUUAAAUUUGAUACAUGUAAAGCCGUAUCAUUUUUUCCAACAUACUGGAGAUAUAAAUGCUCCACCAAACAUUCAGAAAUCAUGUGAUACUACUAAACAGUCUAAUCGAAUAGAUUUUACUCAUUUAGUUCAAGGUAUAACUGUAAAAAAACCCACAAAAAAAAGAGAUGACAGCCCAGUUGAAGAUGGAGAAGUUUUAUCAGACGACGAUUCCCAUAAUCCAUCUGAAAAUUCUAAAAAAACCAUUGAAAAUACUACCAAAGGUGAUACUAAUGAACAAGUUGAAGUAGAGGAAGAAGACGAUUACUUGCUAUACCUAGAAGAUAUUUUAAAAAACUUGCAUAAAAAUUACUUUAAAGAAUAUGAUAAACAGUGUAAAUUACAAGGGACUAAUGUUGAAGUUCCUGACAUGAAACAAAUUAUACCAUUGUACCGAUCAACAAUUUUAGCUGGGAAAAAAUUGGUAUUUAGUGGUUUAGUGCCAACACCUGCGCCUUUGCCAGAAAGCCGAGCUUAUAAAGUGGCACAAUCACUAGGUGCUGAAGUUACCGAAAAUUUAGAGUCAGAUACAACUCAUCUAGUAGCUGUUCGACCAGGUACACUCAAAGCAAAUGCGGCUCGAAAACGACCAGAAAUUAAAACCGUGACACCUGAAUGGUUGUGGCUUUGUGCGGAACGUUGGGAGCACGUCGAUGAAGGAUUGUUUCCACUACGAUCAGAAGGGUAUGGUGGGUUAACUAGUCGCGAUCCUCCAGCUCACUGUAGUAGUCCUGAACAUUCUCCACAUUCUCCAAGAUCGUCCACUAAUAAUCAACAAACUAAUGCCGAAGAACAGGGGAAAUUUUCUGAUACCCUUAACCCACUUUUAUCAUUUUCCGAUGAAGAUAUAAAAAGAAUGGCUGGAGAAGUGGAAGACAUGACUGAUGAUGACGAGAGCAGCGAUGAAGAAAAUAACGAAAUUAAAGAAAAAGAGUAUAAAAAAGUCAGUGAAAGUGAUUCUAGUUCAGUGGAGUCUCUUGAAGGUUAUAAUAGAGGGCAUAAAAGACGGCGUAGUUCAACAGAUAAUGAAGAAAAUAAUGGGGAAACAAUAAAUGAAAAGUUUCGCCGUGGUAAAAAUUUAGACAAUAUGAAUUUAGAAUGGGGCAAUAAUAGUGAAAACAGUAUGGAUCCUCCUGACGAGAUAAAUGAUACCGAGUGGAAUAUGUUGGGUGCAGCUUUAGAGAAGGAAUUCUUGGAGAAUUCAUAACAUGAAUUUUAUCUCAUUAUUGUAUUUACAAUGUUAUCUCUAUUUUUUUUAAUAACACAUAUGUGUGUACUUUACUUGUUUUACCUACACCAUGAAGAAUUUCUCUGAUGAAUCAUGUCGUAAUAAUUUCAUUUUUUUUUUUGUUGUAGUAUCUACUGAUUACUAUUUAGUGUGAAUAUGUUUCUAUGUAAAUAAAUCGUUGUAGUCAUUUCUUUUUGUAAAAUUUCUGAAUGUUCAAAGUUAAAAAAGCAAUUUUUCAAGUUUUAACACUAAUAUAAUAUAUAUA
This is a messenger RNA of Adelges cooleyi (spruce gall adelgid), 2577 nucleotides long. It is a transcript of the gene Fcp1, whose product is annotated as RNA polymerase II subunit A C-terminal domain phosphatase. The record is from RefSeq and is a predicted model, not a curated record. NCBI's taxonomy places the organism in Eukaryota, Metazoa, Arthropoda, Insecta, Hemiptera, Adelgidae. Gene Ontology annotation, molecular function: RNA polymerase II CTD heptapeptide repeat phosphatase activity. The coding region runs from base 231 to 2291 and encodes 686 amino acids. The transcript has 8 exons. Gene Ontology annotation, cellular component: nucleus.